AGAGACCACUAACAACAAACAGUACGCAACAGGCUCCUACAAAGAGAGGGGAACAUACAGUCACACUGCAUCAACACGAGAGGAAGAGAGAAGAAAGGACAGGGAAAUGUCAAGACAUCAUAUUUUCUGCUGAGAACUUCCUUUGAGAGCAGCAGGACCCCGGGAACAUAUAUAAAGAGAAAGAAGAGGAACAGCAUGGAUCGACCUGUUGUUGAAGUCUUUCACUACAAAGACAAAGAGCAUUCCUCCAACCUGCUCCUGCAGCUCAACAGACUGAGACUGGACAACAUCCUGACCGAUGUGUGGCUGUGUUCGGACAACACAGAGAUCCCUUGUCACCGUAACGUCCUUGUCUCCAGCAGCCCUUACUUCAGAGCCAUGUUCUGCAACAACUUCAUGGAGAAACAUCAGGCCAAGAUUGACUUAAAGGGCGUCACAUCAGCCAUUCUGAGCAGCAUCAUUGACUAUGUUUACACUGGACUCAUUAGCAUCAGCAUGGAUAUUGUGCUCCCCCUCAUGCAGGCGUCGUCCAUGUUGCAAUACGCCCGCCUUUUUGAGGCCUGCUCAGGAUUCCUUCAGAAGCAGCUGAGCCCAGACAACUGUCUGAGCAUGAUAAGACUUUCUGACAUCAUGAACUGUAACAGUUUGAGAGUCAAAGCAAAAGAAAUGGCCAUGAAGAGCUUCUCUGAUGUGUCAGCGUCCGAGGAUCUGUGUGAUCUCUCCUUGCCGGAGAUCAUGGGUUACCUGGAGGAUGACAGCCUUUGCGCCGAGGAGGAGCAGGUCUUUGAGACACUCGUUGCUUGGAUCCAUCAUGACCCUUUAUCCAGGCGUGGUGCUAUUAGCGACCUCUUCAAGAAAGUUCGACUUCGAUACAUCCACCCCACAUACCUCUUCCAGUUCAUAGCCAACGACCCUCUGAUCCAGUCCUCCACUCUCUGCACCGAGCUCAUUGAAUCUGUGAGACGGCUCAUGUUUUCUGUUAACACAAAAUACAUUGAAGAUACGGUGGUCGGCUUCAAACCCCUGUGGGUUGCGCCGAGGCGCUACACAUGCCACGAUAUGUUGGUGGUGGUGGGAGGGAGGAAGAACAACGAGCAGACCUCGAGGGAGGCGCUGGUCUUCGACGAGAAGAGCCAGAAGUGGCAGUGGCUCGCCAAGCUGCCUGUUCGUCUUUACAAAUCAUCCUACGUCGCCCUUCACAGCGUCCUGUACGUCAUCGGAGGCCUGACCACGAACACAAAGUGCAGCAAAGUCAGCACAGACGUCUACACACUCUCCCUGAAGACCAACCAGUGGCGGACAGCGGAGUCCAUGCUUCAGCCACGCUUCGCCCACCAGAGCGUCUCCUACCUCCACUUCAUCUUCGUCCUGGGCGGCCUUGGACCUGACAGACGGCUGACAAACAGUGUAGAGAGGUACAACAGUAUGUUCAACCAGUGGGAGUGCAUGGCGCCCAUGCCCGAGGCCGUUCUUCACCCCGCAGUCGCUGCUACUAACCAGAGGAUCUACAUGUUUGGAGGAGAGGACGCCAUGCAGAAUCCUGUCAGAAUAAUUCAGGUGUAUCACAUUGCCAGGAACAUGUGGUCGAAGAUGGAGAACAGAACGGUGAAGAACGUGUCUGCUCCGGCUGUGGUUUUGGAUGAAAAAAUCUACAUCAUCGGAGGAUACACCAGGAGGAUGAUUGCAUACGACACCAAGGCAAACAGGUUCAUCAAGUGUGCCAAUCUGAAGGAGAGGAGGAUGCACCAUUCUGCCACCGUUCUCAACAACAAACUCUAUGUCACGGGCGGACGUUUUGUCAACGGCCACGACGUCAUCGAGGACUCGGACAGUUUCGAGUCCUAUGACUUCAAGACGGACACUUGGACAUCUAAAGGGAGUCUGCCGUACAAGCUGUUUGACCAUGGCUCGCUGACUCUGACAUGCAUCUCACAAACAUGGGCAAAAUCCUAACUCAUAUUUUAGUGUUGUCCAUUCGAAACCCGUUUACUACCAGACUUCAUUGGUACAUGGUUCACAAAGUCAACAUACCUCGAGUCUUUCAGGACAUGCAUUUUUAUUACCUGAAUACUUUUGCAUAUUCCAUGACGUUUCCAUGCUUCUAUUUGACACCCAAAUCAAUGAAAACAACCGCAUAACUUAAAAUAAUACCGUCCCUCAUUGUCUCUUGAUAAAAUUAUACAGAUACAUGCAUGGGCUCAUCAGGGCAAAUCGAGGAUGCUUUAGCAAACAAGCUAUCUUUGCAGCACAGCCUGUUCUUAACCUGUCUGACUUCACAAAGGGUAAACGUGCUAUUUUUGGUCUGCUCUAAAUCACAAGAUUUCACUUGUCAUGUUUAAAUCCCGGGGCCUGUGUACUGUUUGGUGCGAGUCAAAGCCAUGUUCAUCUCUUAGGUCUGAACCUGCUGAUGUGUCUGGAGAAGUGUUGAAAUGUUGAACUUUAACGUUUAUAUAUACUUUUUGCAUUUUUUUUUUUUUUUUUUUUGCAUUUCUAUUUUUAUAGUAUAUAGUAACUAUAUGCUGACAUAAUAGUGACUUUCCUACAAAAACCUGUGACUUCCAGAAUAAUCUGUUUUUAGCUAGAUUUAAUUUUACAAAAUUUAAAAAAAGUUUUUUACUGUUGUUUUCUGUUUGUGUUUCUACCUUGAAAAUAAAGUGCCCAGCGAGUACA
This is a messenger RNA of Mugil cephalus (flathead mullet), 2670 nucleotides long. Its product is annotated as kelch-like protein 38. The coding region runs from base 196 to 1953 and encodes 585 amino acids. The record is from RefSeq and is a predicted model, not a curated record. Lineage: Eukaryota; Metazoa; Chordata; Actinopteri; Mugiliformes; Mugilidae. The transcript has 5 exons. Gene Ontology annotation, molecular function: protein binding.